CAGUUCCGUCCUCCGCCGCGUCCAAGUGGCAGUUCCGUUCAGUUGCAUCACUGCAGUCUGCCACUGACUGGCACUACUGACACUGUCACUUCCACAACCAACACUCGGUCAUUGUGAGAUAUCCGCUCCUUCGCAUCUGUCGCAAACAGAGAGAGUGGGUGCAAACAAACCACCAUGGCUUUCCACGCAAGUGGGCUGCCGACCAUCGCGGCGGCAACCACAGAGUUGUGGCCAUCCAUCGCGACAACCCUGACUGCUCCCUUCAGGUUACCGACAUCCCUCAAGGCGCAACAACAUUCCCAAACAUCCCUCGACUCUCACAGCUCGACAGCAUCCUCGAUCGCCUCUCGCAAGCUUGCUAGUUCCCCCGCGCGCGAAGCUUCAAGCUCCUCGGCGCUGCCCGACUUCCUGAGAACUGCGCCUCUACCCCAGACCGUUUUCCCUCGGGGUCUAGCAAAUGCUGCGCCUACAAACAUUUUCUCGGAAAUCUCAGGCAUGUCUUCCCGCCAGCUCGCCAUGGCGAACCCCCUCUUUCGGCGCUCGUUCUCGGCGCUCAUGUCGAGGCCCCUGGGCACUGUCAAUACCCUCCGGUCCAUGAGCACCCACCAGUCCGGUCGCAUUCCGUCUUUCCGCUCGCCAGUACACUCUCCUCUCGGUUUCACUCUCCAGGUCCGCAACUUUGGAAACGGUGGUCUUUCGCACAACCUCCUGGCUGCUCGCGAGGCCGCUGCCAACCAGUUCCCAACCAGCGCCGGUGCUCAGUACGCUUUCUACCAGGCUCUUUUGAAGGCGAACAUGCCUGCUAUCAUUAUCGAGAGAUAUCAGUCUGGACGCUUCGCUACUAACGAGCAGGUAGACCAGAUCUACCAGCAAGCCCUUGCCAUGUCUACCGGUCAACCCUUCACGCCUGCGAACAACGCCGCCGAUAACACCGUCUAUCACCCCUCCGGUUUCACCGCUAGCCAGAUCCAUGCCGCUGGUACCGCCGCUGCUGCUCAGCACACUGGUGGAAACAUGGCCAUGGUUAAGCCGAUCGCUGCUGGUGCCAAGACUGGUCCUCUGCAUAUCGUGGUGGAUGAAAGUUUCGGAAGCGCUGCUCUCAGAUGGGUCAAGUUUCUCAUGUGGUUCACUCUCUUCACGUAUCUCAGCAUGGUCGUCAUCACCAUGGUCUUCGAGGGCUUGAGCAGCAUCAAGCGCCCCGGUGGCAAGCUCGAGGCCAACGAGGUCAAGCCCGAGAACCAGAAGGCUCGCUUCGCUGAUGUCCACGGUUGCGACGAGGCCAAGGAAGAGCUUCAGGAACUCAUUGACUUCUUGCGCAACCCCGAGAAGUACUCGACUCUUGGUGGCAAGCUCCCCAAGGGCGUGUUGCUCGUUGGACCCCCCGGUACUGGUAAAACUCUUCUGGCUCGUGCUGUCGCUGGCGAAGCUGGCGUGCCCUUCUUCAACAUGUCCGGUUCUGAAUUCGAAGAGGUCUACGUCGGCGUUGGCGCAAAGCGUGUUCGUGAUCUCUUUGCUGCCGCCAAGGCCAAGGCUCCCUCAAUUGUUUUCAUCGACGAACUUGACGCCAUUGGUGGCAGGCGUAACUCUAGGGACGCUACCUACGUACGUCAGACUCUCAACCAGCUUCUUACCGAGUUGGACGGUUUCGAGCAAAACAGUGGUGUGAUCAUCAUUGGCGCUACCAACUUCCCCGAGUCUCUUGAUAAGGCGCUUACCCGUCCCGGCCGCUUCGAUCGCAAUGUUAUGGUCUCUCUUCCCGAUGUCCGCGGCCGCAUGGCCAUUCUCGAGCAUCACGCCAAGCGCAUCAAGGCUGCUGCCGAUGUCAACCUGGAGGCCAUUGCUUCCAGGACUUCUGGUCUUUCUGGUGCCGAGCUGGAGAACAUUGUCAACCAGGCUGCUAUUCACGCCAGCAAGUUGAAGGCUCAGGCUGUUACUCAAAAGGAUUUCGAAUGGGCAAAGGACAAGGUCAUCAUGGGUGCUGAGAAGCGUAGUAUGGUUAUCACAGCCAAGGAAAAAGAGAUGACUGCCUAUCAUGAGGCUGGCCACGCCCUCGUCGGAUAUUACGCCAAGGACAGCGCAAGCUCGCUUUACAAGGUCACCAUUCUCCCACGUGGUCAGACUCUUGGCCACACUGCCUACCUCCCCGAGAUGGACAAGCACUCGUACACCGUCAGGGAUUACUUGGGCAUGAUUGACCGUGCCAUGGGCGGCAAGGUCGCCGAGGAGAUUGUCUAUGGUAACGAGCUUGUGACUAGCGGUGUUAGCGCUGUACGUUUUCCCCCCACUUCUCUACUUUAUUUAACUGGUUAACUAACACAGCAUAUAGGAUCUUGACAUGGCCACCAGAAC
Molecule: messenger RNA, 2349 nt
Organism: Neurospora tetraspora
Lineage: Eukaryota; Fungi; Ascomycota; Sordariomycetes; Sordariales; Sordariaceae
Product: putative ATP-dependent peptidase
Exons: 2
Coding region: 175-2310 (711 amino acids)
Biological process (GO): mitochondrion organization; protein quality control for misfolded or incompletely synthesized proteins
Cellular component (GO): mitochondrial inner membrane
Molecular function (GO): ATP binding; ATP hydrolysis activity; ATP-dependent peptidase activity
Source: RefSeq, a predicted model, not a curated record